UCUAGCUAUUUGCAACAUGGCACUUGGCUAGUCUUUCACGGCGAGAGUUGGCAACACUGCCACACUGUCAAAUUCCAGUAAUUAUUCUCUUCUACUGCUGUUGUUGAAUUGCAAAGUCGUACGGCGCUUUAGCAUAGAAGUCCAGCAUAUAUUGGCCCGAUCCGAAAGCAGGCGGAGAUCAGUGAACAUAUAUACGUAUUUACCGCUAGUGGUGCAGUGCGAAAACGUGUCCGGAAAAGCCAAAGGCCAGCGACAGCGAGUGCGAGCGAGAGAGAGAGCAGGUGACAGCGACACCGACAAGAUACCCCGCUCCCCACCCGCCCCCCUCCGCCAACAAAGCCCAUUUCGACUGUUUUUUGCACGGCACGGGGAAAACCGAAAGAAAAACGAGAUUUUCCAUUGAUUUGCAACGCAGUCCGGCCGGAAAAUGCUCAUAAACCUUAAGGUGAAGACCUUAGAUGCGCGCACCCACGAAUUCAGCAUCGACAAUGAGCUCACCAUCCGCCAGUUCAAGGACCAAAUAGCAGAGAAGACGAACAUUGCGGCGGAGAACCAGCGUAUCAUCUACCAGGGUCGCGUUCUGGCCGAUGAUAAGCAGGUUAAGGAGUACGAUGUGGAUGGCAAGGUGCUCCAUGUGGCCGAACGACCGCCGUUUUCGCAGCGUGGAGCCAAUGCCCGGAACAAUGAUGAACCCAUGCGCACCUUCCGCAAUGUGGCGAUUCCGCCGCCGGCUGGAAUGCGUACUUCUCCGUAUUUCCGCGCCCUCGACGGCAUGCUGGUGGGCACCAUGGCCAUACCUGUGAACAAUGGUCCAGUGGCAGGGCAGACUCGUCCUCCACCGAAUCGUUAUCCCAACUCCUCGUCCUUCUGCAUUAACCGUAUCACUGUGGCCCUGCACAUGAUCGAUUGCGCGGACAAUAUAGCAGCCUAUCUGGAAAAUCCAGCCGUUGGUCUGAACAAUCAAUCACUGGACAUCCUGCAGCGUGGUCGCUGGUCCAUGGAGUCCACUGUCGUGGAAGUGGGUGUCUCCUCGACGGAUCUGCCGCGCAACAAUAACAUCAUCGAUAUGGUCCAAGAUGCUGUGACCGCUGCUCUUUCGCGUACUGGUGCCCGCAACUAUACGGUGGUGCAGCUGCCCACGGUUUAUACCAACGAGAAUGGCGAGACCAGCCAGCAGGGAACUGGGGAAGCUGGAACCAGCGAAGGAGCAGCCAGCGGAGCUGCAAGCAACGCUAGUGGUGAAGCCACAGCGGCCACUGUGAUCAUCGAGGAUGUUAUCGAAACGGACGACGAGGCUGCCGAUGGAGCGUCGGAUCGUUCGGUCACGCCAACACCAGAGGCGGAGGCAGAAGGAGCAGUUGGUGGCCAGCCGGCCACUGCAGCAGAGACUCCCACAUCCUCGGCUGGAUCAGCAAAUGACGCCGCUGCCGAAGGAGGCAACAACGCGGGACCCAGGCGCCGCACUCGUCCCCAGGUGUUGGCCCAAGUUAUUCAGCACUAUCGUGGCGUGCAGGCUCGCUUGGCGCCUUUUGUGGAGCGGUACUACGAGAUUCUCCAGAAUGAUCCCACAUUCGAGGAGAGUGACACCGCUGGACGCGAGAACGCACAGCGAAUCUUCGAUCGCGUCUCGGAGGCCUUCCACUACCUCUCGCAUGCUCAGCACGCUAUAUCCGAUUUAAUGCUGGACCUGUCGCAGCCAGGACCACGUGUGCUCACCUGCCGACCCAUUCUCGUCGAGCAGAGCGGCUACAUACGCUCCAAUAACAUUUUUACGCCCAAUAUUUGGGCACCGGUUUCGGAACUCCGUAACAGAGCACCUGGCUCUGCCGCUGCAGCGGGCACGCAAACACCCACCACCGCAAGCACUCCAACUGCUGUGGCACCGCCGCAGGCUGCCAAUUUACAGGCGGCCACCGAUGCCAGCCGCAGUGCAGCGGCCAUGGCGGAGAUCGCCAGUCGCGCUGCUGGAGCCGCUGCGGAAAUGGCUGCUGGAGCUGCGAGUGCGGCUGCCGCCGCUGCUCGCGAUUUGUCCAGCGAUCAAGUAGAAGAUCCCGUCGACGAGCCUAUGGUGGCGCCGAAUGCUUCAGGUGCCGCUGCACCAGCUCAACAGCAACAGCGUCUCGAUAUGGAUACCCAAAUGGAAAUGGCGAGAAUCAUUCAGGCAAUGGUCAAUGGUCAACGAGCGAACGAUGUUCAUGUGGAAUUCAAUGCCCCCAAUGUCAUGUCGAUUAACUUGCCCGUGCACGUGAUGACGACAGUGCGACAGGCACCUCCGGCACCUGGAUCAAACGAAACAGCAGAACCUGCUGCGUCCGAAGCCUCGCCUGAAAGCGCUCCUGCAGCCGGCAGUGCAGAGUCUCCCAAUGCAGCUUCAACAUCAAGCGGAACACGCAGUGGAGAUCAGAGGGCCAAUACCUUGCCCACCACGGCCACCCAAACGCGCUCGACAUCCAGGCCACAGAUUCAGAUUGGCGGCAACAACAACUGGGGCGGACGCAUUGCUCCGACACACACGGCAUUCGACCGCUUCCUGCCUUGCAAUAGUCACCACAUUAGGGAACCCGAGCAGCUGCUCCAAAACAACAAUACCAAUCGCAGCACCUCCACAGCACCAGCAGGCGGAGCCUCAGUUCUUUCGCCCACAGCCGCUGCAGUAACUCGUCCUGUCACCACUGGUCGCAUCCAGCGCGGCAGUAACAAUUUCCGCCCAAUGUGGUCGUCCCGUCGCCAGCGACCAGCCAGCGAGCAACUAAGCAGCCUGCGACCGGCAGCCUGGGCGCAGGCGCAGACCCAAACCACUCAUGUUCAAGCUGCCCACGUUGGUGCUGGCAGCACCAAUGGGGCCAGAGUCGGAGCCGGAGCCGGAGCCGUAGCCCGAAGAGUGUGGCCCACGGGAGGAUCGCUCAUCAAUCGCGAUCUGCUGGCGGCUCGAACGGCCCACGUUGGCGGUGGCAGCACCAACAGCGGUUUGCCCUCUGGCCGGCGGGGGCGACUUCAGGCCGCCACCAGUCGCCUCUCAAGACAAUUACCCACCCUAAUCGCUAAUUUUUUGCUUAAUAACAUGAGAAAUAAUGCGCCAACAGCUUCGGUAGGCAGCGCAGUCGCCGCCGAGGGAGGUACCGCCGCCUCGACAUCGGAUGAAGCUGCCCCAAUCGCUGCUGCUACCGCUCCAGCCGGUCCACCACAAACUGUUUUGCCGACAUCGACACCCACUCCCGGCGGAGAUUCGAACAACCUGCGCUCGCAGCUGCGCAGCUUCCUCAACGACAGCCUGUUCGUCGGAGUGCCCAUCAACGAGCAGACUAUCCCAGAGGCCAUUGGUCGCGCACUGGAGUGGUUCGGGGAGAGCCUGGUCUACCUGCCGCAGUACGAGCGUCCGGAGUACAACUCCCGCGACUCUGUGUGCAACAUCCUGCGUGUCAGCCUCCGUUUGAUCAUCGAGCUUUGCAAUGGAGCUCCGGGCGGCGCAGAUAGCGCUCAGUUCGAGCAAAGCCUCAAACAGAUCUGUGACCAGUUCCGCAAGCGGCUCUACAGCGUUCUGUUCCUGUGUCUUGGAAGCGCGAAUGCGGAGCUCUACUGGCGCCAGCUAAUGCGCCUGCUGUGCGCACCGAUGCGAUCCAACUUCCGCAACGAAGCCCUGCAGUUCUUGUGCAUCUACAUAGACCCCACGAUUCCCGCCCAGACCGACACAGUAGAUGCCCAACAGUUCCUGGUCCUGCGCAGUGUUCAAGCAGCUCCUCCAACAGCUGCCGACGAACCAUUCGUGGCGCCGCCGCCUUUUGCUUUCAACCCACAACAGCAGCAGCCGCAAGAGCAAUCUCUGGAUACGGAUGUUGAGAUGGCUGAGGUGGCCGCCAGCAGCAGCACCGAGCUACCGACACCGGCAGCCGAGCUACCCGCAGUGAUCGUGGGCUCGGAGCCCUGGCACAUGAGUUUCCCCAAUGAUUGGUUGCCCGUAAUAACGCGCGACCUACAGACCCAGACAGAGCAGAGCAGUCGUCCCCAGCCGCCGUUCUCGGAUGCCUACAUCUCGGGCAUGUCCGCCAAGCGGCGCAAGAUAAUUCAGACGGAAAAGCCGACGGCCAGCGUGGAGUGCCUCAUAGCUAACGGAGUGCAGAGGGCUAUCCAAAGCGUUGGCUUGGGCGGAACCAGUGGCAGCGCCUCAAGUUCGUCGAUCAGCAUGGAUACCGUGAUCGGUUCCAUUGCCCACGACUCCGCCGUUCAGGCUGCCUACACGGAUGCGGUGCGGAAUAGUUUAAAGGAGCGUAUCAAGCAGGAUGUGGAUUUUAAGUCCAGCAAGUAUCCGCAGAUCGCCAAGUUCGCCGAGCAAAAGUAGGGACGCCUCUGCAGCGAUGAAAACCCGGCCACCUCGUGCUUGUUGUACAUUUUACUUUAAUGAACUGUAUUUAAUUUACUUAAUAA
This is a messenger RNA of Drosophila erecta, 4422 nucleotides long. Its product is annotated as large proline-rich protein bag6-B. Gene Ontology annotation, molecular function: misfolded protein binding; polyubiquitin modification-dependent protein binding. Gene Ontology annotation, cellular component: BAT3 complex. The transcript is spliced from 10 exons. Bases 428 to 4336 code for a protein of 1302 amino acids. The record is from RefSeq and is a predicted model, not a curated record. Lineage: Eukaryota; Metazoa; Arthropoda; Insecta; Diptera; Drosophilidae.